Molecule: messenger RNA, 1101 nt
Organism: Symbiodinium natans
Lineage: Eukaryota; Dinophyceae; Suessiales; Symbiodiniaceae
Source: the annotation of a GenBank genome assembly
AUGAAGCUCGUGAGUGUGCUGCUUGUGCAGCAGCUGUUUGCCGCCGAUGGCUUCCAAGCUUUCAGCGACAGAGCUGAGCUGCGGGAUGUCCUCGUCGACUGGUAUUUCAAUCCAGGCAACCGCCCCGCCAUCGAGGGCGUUUACGGACCGAUCGAAGAUUGGGACGUCUCAGCUGUCACGAGCUUUGAAGGGUUGUUCUCAACCCUGACCCUCUUCAAUGAAGACAUCGGAAAGUGGAACACAUCCCAGGUGACAAACAUGUUCGGCACAUUCAACAGCUGCCGGGACUUCAACAGGGAUAUUGGCUCAUGGGAUACAUCCAAGGUGACCACUAUGUCAAACAUGUUCGCCAAUGCAUGGGCCUUUAACCAGGAUAUUGGGUCAUGGGACACAUCCCAGGUGACCGAUUUCAUGAACAUGUUCAACAGCGGCCGUGGCUUCAACGGGAACAUUGCAUCCUGGGAUGUAUCCAAGGUGACCAAAUUUCGAACCAUGUUCAGGGACGCGUAUGCCUUCAACCAACCCAUUGACACAUGGGUUACAUCCCGCGCGACUGACAUGCGAGGCAUGUUCGAACGAGCUACGGCUUUCAACCAGCCACUGAAGUCCUGGGAUGUCUCCAAUGUGUCGAAUUUCAUUGACAUGUUCCGUGAAGCCACCGUCUUCAACCAGCCUCUGAAUUCCUGGGAUGUCUCGAAUUCAGAGAAUUUCGGUAGCAUGUUCAAUGGAGCCACGGUCUUCAAUCAGUGCCUGGACUCAUGGAGUGAUCAGAUCAAUGUCACGCCCAGCUUCAAUAUGUUUUUAGGCACCUCAUGCCCUGAUGAAGACUGCACUGUUUGCCCCUCGGGCCUGUGGUGCGAAGACUUGGAUGCCUUGGACUAUGCGCUGUUGGGCAAGGGGGGCAAGUUGGCUGCGAAAAAAUGCCUCCUGCACUCGCUGAUAAAGGACUACAAGUUCCCAGAAGAGCUUCCUUCUUGGAGCCGGGUCGCAACGAAGGCUGGGCAGGCCAGAGUGUUGUGCUUCGUCAUGGUCUCACUGGUGGUGGCCGCAGCUGCUUGGCGAAUCCGUAGGCAGCGGCCUCUGGUCUAUGAAGCGCUGUAA